Notodromas monacha is the source of this 759-nucleotide messenger RNA. Lineage: Eukaryota; Metazoa; Arthropoda; Ostracoda; Podocopida; Cyprididae. The record is from the annotation of a GenBank genome assembly.
AUGGCGAAUGUGGUUGGAAUCGUGAGUGUCUUCUUCAUUUGCGUGUCCAUCCUGUCCUUCUGCCUGAAAACGCACCCGGACAUGCGAGUGCCCGUGAUCAAGAACAUCACUGUGCAAACAGCCAACAAUCUCACGGCCUGGACCCUGGACAAAACAGCAACCCAGGCCCACCAGGCAUUCUUCUACAUAGAAUGCGUGUGCAAUGCCUGGUUCACUUUCGAGAUCCUCAUGCGAUUCAUCGCAACGCCCAGCAAACUCGAAUUCAUCCGGUCCUCGGUCAACAUCAUCGACUACGUCGCCACGCUCAGCUUCUACAUUGAUCUGAUUCUGCAAAUCUACGCGUCUCACUUGGAGAAUGCGGACAUUCUGGAAUUUUUCAGCAUUAUUCGAAUCAUGAGACUGUUUAAGCUGACGCGGCAUUCGUCGGGACUCAAGAUUUUGAUACAGACUUUCCGCGCGUCCGCCAAGGAGCUCACACUGUUGGUCUUCUUCCUCGUCUUGGGCAUUGUGAUUUUCGCCUCGCUGGUCUACUAUGCCGAGCGAAUCCAGGCGAACCCGCACAACGACUUCAACAGCAUACCGCUGGGGCUGUGGUGGGCCCUGGUCACUAUGACAACAGUGGGUUACGGAGACAUGGUGCCCAAGACCUACGUGGGCAUGUUCGUGGGCACCCUGUGCGCCCUGGCUGGUGUGCUCACCAUCGCCCUGCCCGUACCCGUCAUCGUGUCCAACUUCGCCAUGUAUUAUUCUCAUACUCAG